Messenger RNA from Rhagoletis pomonella (apple maggot), 657 nucleotides. RefSeq lists its product as uncharacterized. The transcript has a single exon. Bases 1 to 657 code for a protein of 218 amino acids. The record is from RefSeq and is a predicted model, not a curated record. NCBI's taxonomy places the organism in Eukaryota, Metazoa, Arthropoda, Insecta, Diptera, Tephritidae.
AUGUUCGACAACCCAACCGAGCAGGGCUACAAGGUCGAUAACUUCAUUUCACUUGAGGAAAAGGUAUGGAGUACUUUGCAAGCAGCUAAUAGUGACUCCCAUACUGAGCAAUCUUCAAACCAACUUCCGAUUAAACUGCAAUCCAUUUCACUGCCGAAGAUAAUAAUUCCAAAAUUCGAUGGCACCUAUUUAAAAUGGCAAGAAUUUUAUGACCUAUUCUCGCAACUGGUAAUAAAUCAACCUCUUUCAAAAGUUCAGAAAAUGUGGUACUUGAAAACUCACCUAGUGGGGGAGGCUGGAAAUUUAAUUAAACAUUUCGCAUCAACAGGAGAGAAUUUUGAUGCAGCUUGGUUCAUGCUUCUGGAGCGUUACAACAACAAACGCUUGCUGGUGAGCAAGUUAGUACAUGAGCUAACUACUACACCUGGAAGCACAUCAAUGGACAAUGUCAAAAAACUGCAUGACACAACACAAGAAUGUCUAUUAGCAUUGCAAAAUUUGCAGAUAGACACAUCAACAUGGGAUCCACUUCUGCUCCCCCUUCUACUAAAGAAACUGGAUCAACCGACUCGUUUGCGGUACGAACAAUCAUUAUCAAAGCCACGGGAGGUACAAACACUCAAGGAAUUCCUGCAAUUUCUGGAGAAACACUUUUAA